Myotis davidii is the source of this 6538-nucleotide messenger RNA. It is a transcript of the gene PPARGC1B, whose product is annotated as PPARG coactivator 1 beta. Lineage: Eukaryota; Metazoa; Chordata; Mammalia; Chiroptera; Vespertilionidae. The record is from RefSeq and is a predicted model, not a curated record. Gene Ontology annotation, biological process: positive regulation of transcription by RNA polymerase II. Gene Ontology annotation, cellular component: nucleus. Gene Ontology annotation, molecular function: RNA binding; transcription factor binding.
AUGAUUCACAUCCGCCAGACCCCUGGGCCUACGGGUGUGGGGUCCGAGGAGGAGCAACUCUGCGCCGACUUUCCAGAGCUUGACCUCUCCCAGCUGGAUGUUGGCGACUUCGACUCGGCCACCUGCUUUGAGGAGCUGCAGUGGUGCCCCGAGAGCUCCGACACUGAGCCCAGCCACUACAGCCCCGACGACUCAGAGCUUUUCCAGAUAAUCGACAGUGAGAAUGAGGCCCUCCUGGCAGCGCUCACCAAGACCCUGGAUGACAUCCCUGAAGAUGACGUGGGUCUGGCUGCCUUCCCAGCCCUGGAUGGUGGAGACACACCGUCCUGCACUUCAGUUUCGCCUGCCCCCUCGUCUACGCCCCCCAGCCCCUCCCUGGAGAGCCCCCCUGCCAGGGCCCCUGAGGUGGAUGAGCUCUCGCUGCUGCAGAAGCUCCUGCUUGCCACGUCCUACCCAGCGUCCGGCUCCGACUCCCAGAAGGAAGGGGCCGCCUGGCGCCGGGCCGGCCUGAGGUCCAAAAGUCAGCGGCCUUGUGUCAAGGUGGACAGCACCCAAGAGAAGAAGGCCCCCACGACGCAGCCUCAGAGCCGGAGUUGUUCGGAACUGCAUAAGCACCUCACCUCGGUGCCAUCCUGCCUCCAGGCGAAAGCCCACUCCCCAGAGAGGGGCCUGCAGCCACCAGCUCCCCUGUCUCCCCGGCUCCCCGCCAAGGAGGAUGAGGAGCCGGGCAAGGACUGCCUGAGCCCCCAGCCAGCUCCAGCCUCUCCCUGGGACUCCCCGGCGCAGGGCAGGGCAGGCCCUGGCGCCCAGGUUUCCCCGGAGGACAUGCAGGCCGUGCUGCAGCUUAUUCGCUACAUGCACACCUACUGCCUCCCCCAGAGGAAGCUGUCCACACAGGCCUCAGAGCCCGCCCCUCCGCCCUGCACCCACCCCUCCAAGCAGGUCAGACCCUGGGCCCGGUCCCCGCACCCUUCCAAAGCCACAUGGGCUGAGUUUUCCAUCCUGAGGGAACUUCUGGCUCAAGAUGUCCUCUGUGAUGUCAGCAAACCCUACCGCCUGGCCACACCUGUCUACGCCUCCCUCAGGCCCCAGCACAGGCCCAAGGACGGUCAGGCCUCCCCUGGCUGCCCGUGUCCCGUGGAGGAGGUGAGGGUCGCGGCUUCACCCAAGAGCACCGGGCCCAGUCGCAGCCUGCGCCCACUGCGGCUGGAGGUGAAAGGUCAUGUCAGCCGGUUGGCUAGGCUGCAGCAGGAGGAGGAAGAGGAAGAGGAGGAGGAGGAGGAAGAAAAAGAAGAGGAGGAGGAGGAAGAAUGGGGCUGGAAAAGGCCGGGCAGAGGCCUGCCGUGGACCAAGCUGGGGAGGAAGCUGGAGAGCUCGGUGUGCCCCGUGCGGCGUUCCAGGAGACUGAACCCGGAGCUGGGCCCCUGGCUGACGUUCACCGAUGAGUCACUGGGCCCUUCAGAGCCCCAAGGAGAAGGAACUCUGCCCUCGCUGAGCCUGGCUCCCGAGGCCUAUGACACGGAGGGGGAGCAGGGCAGCCCCACGGACGAGGAUAGUGGCCAAGCCCAGCAGCAACCCCGGGGACCCCAGAUCCCGGCUCUGGAGAGCCCCUGUGAGAGUGGGUGUGGGGACACGGAUGAGGACCCCAGCUGCCCGCGGCUCCCUUCCAGAGACUCUUCCAGGUGCCUCAUGCUGAGCUUGUCACAAAGUGACCCUCCUUUUGGCAAGAAGAGUUUUGAGCAGACCUUGACAGUGGAACUCUGUGGCACGGCAGGACUCACCCCACCCACCACCCCUCCGUACAAGCCCACAGAGGAGGACCCCUUCAAGCCGGACAUCAAGCACAGCCCAGGCCAAGACAUAGCUCCCCGGCUCCCCACCCCGGAGGGCCUCCAGCUCAGGGCGGCCACAGGGGCGGCCCACAGGCUGCAGAAGAAAAAAAACGAGCGGAGCGAGCUCCUGUCCCACCUGCGGCAUGCCACCGCCCAGCCCGCCUCCCAGGCCGGCCAGAAGCGCCCCUUCUCCUGUUCCUUUGGAGACCAUGACUACUGCCAGGUGCUCAAGCCCGAGGGUGCCCUGCAGAGGAAGGUGCUGAGGUCCUGGGAGCCGUCUGGGGUCCACCUUGAGGACCGGCCCCAGCAGGGUGCCCUGCAGGCCGAGGCGCAGGCCUUGGGCUGGGAGGAACACGGCAGCGGUGACGCAGGUGCACCCGCCAAGGACAGUCUGCUGCUGAGAGACCACGAGAUCCGCGCCAGCCUCACCAAGCACUUUGGGCUCCUGGAGACCGCCCUGGAGGACGAAGACCUGGCCUUGUGCAAGAGCCCCGAAUACGACACGGUUUUUGAGGACAGCAGCAGCAGCAGUGGCGAGAGCAGCUUCCUCCUGGAGGAGGAGGAGGAGGAGGAGGACAAUGACGACGACUCCGGGGUCAGCCCCCCUCGCUCUGACUACUGCCCCUACCAGAGCCCACCGAGCAAGGCCAGCCGGCAGCUCUGUUCCCGCAGCCGCUCCAGCUCCGGCUCCUCCUCCUGCCGCUCCCGAUCACCAGCCAUGCGCAGGACCUUCAGAUGUGAGAGCAGAGGGCCGUGUUCAGACGGAACGCCAAGCGUCCGGCAUGCCAGGAAGCGGCGGGAAAAGGCUAUUGGCGAAGGCCGCGUGGUGUAUGUUCGAAAUCUCUCCAGCGACAUGAGCUCCCACGAGCUGAAGAGGCGCUUCGAAGUGUUUGGUGAGAUUGUGGAGUGCCAGGUGCUGACGAGAAGCAAGAGAGGCGAGAAGUACGGCUUCAUCACCUACCGGUGUUCCGAGCACGCCGCCCUCUCCCUGAGGAAUGGCGCCGCCCUGCGGAAGCACAAUGAGCCCUUGUUCCGGCUGAGCUGUGGGGGGCUCCGGGACUUCUGCUGGCCCAGGUACACUGACUACGAUUCCAAUUCCGAAGAGGCCCUUCGUGCGUCAGUGAAAAGCAAGUACGAAGCCAUGGAUUUUGACAGCUUACUGAAGGAGGCCCAGCAGAGCCUGCAUUGAUCACAGCCUUAACCUUCGAGGAAUACCUCAAUACCUCAGACAAGGCCCUUUCAAUAUGUUUACGCUUUCAAAGAAAAUAAGUAUAUGAGAAGGAGAGUGAGCAAGCGCAUGAGAGAAUACGAGAGAGAGAAAGAGAGAGAGAGAGAGAGAGACUUGAAACUGCUGUCCUUUUAAAAAAAAAAUCAAUGUUUACAUUGAACAAAGCUGCUUCUGUCUGUGAGUUUCCAUGGUGUUGACGUUCCACUGCCACAUUAGUGUCCUCGCUUGCGAUGGGUUGUCCCGGGUGCGUCUCCAAGUGCUGGGUCAGUCACCCACUUCCCCUCCCCCCCCACCCCCCUGCCCUCGACCGACUUCCCCUCGUAGACGUGCAGCCGUAUUCACCAUAGCAUCUCUUGUCUGUAGCGUGUGAUGAUGAAAUUGUUACUUGUGAAUAGAAUCAGGAUUAUAAACUCAUUUUUAAUUGAAGAAAAAGUAUAUCCUUAAAAUAAUGUAUUUAUGGCUCAGAUGUCCUGUGCCUGGGGUUAUUGUAUCGCUUCCUUGAUUUUUUAACUAUGCACUGUCGUGAGGUGUUUGCCACUGAGCUGCGCUGCUCCCUCUGCCAGGAUGCCCCGCAGGUGCUGGGGGGCUGGGGAAGUGCGGCCUGCGGUCCCAACGAGCGGUUUCUGGGCCCGACCUGCCCAGCCCUGCCCUGUCUCUUGUUGAGCGAGUUUGGGUCCGAUGGCAGUCAGAGCCCUCAUCCGGUGCCCAGCUCACGCUCAGAGUGUCUGCCUGGCCAUGAGUCCUCAGAUCCUCAGGAGGAAGGCAGUUCCCCAAGAGGUGAAAUGACCUGCCCGAGGCCCCACGGGCAGAGCAGGGACCCAGCCCAGACCUCCUGCUUCCUGGUCCCAUGCUGCCACCGUAGCCGGGGUAAAGGUGCAAAGUUUCGGGGCUGCGAGAGGUGAGGUCAGCUAAAUUGGGCAACAAACUAGAAACCUGCAGGCUCAUCACGGGAGUUAUGUCAACAGCGGAUUCGGCAGCAUUGGGUGCGUUCAAGCUGUGGCGUGCGUUUUGACCCAGGGGUCCUGCGGUUUGCCUGCUCCCGUGGACAUGCAUCAGAGCUUCAGUGAUGCGCCCGGAGCGUCCAGGACAGGUGGUCUGGGAGCAGUCAUCCUCUCUGGACCAGUCGCCGCCCGUCUUACUCCCUCCAGCUGGUCUUUCCUUUCCCUCAGCUGUGAAGUUGUUUGGGUGGCAUGGGACAGGGAAGCAGGAAGAGGGUUGGGCACGGAUAAAACAACCUCCCAGCUCCUUUUCCACUUAGGAAACAUGCUAAUUGGGCUUUAAAUUCUGUGUUCUCGGGUGACGUCAGAGCCACGUCGGGUGGGGUGUUCCGCAGGUGCCUUGGGGGCCAUUCGUGAGGGAGAGCAUGGCCGGGCAGGGGGUGAGCACGUGGCUUCUUCAGAAAGAGCAGCUCCCACUGGGUCCCUUUCCCACACCAGUGUUCCUUGGUACAUUUUUACAUUGAAAAGAAAAGAAAACAGGUCCUGCUGCUUUAACAAAGUUUGAAUUGACUCAUUAAACUAAACAAGCUAAGUUAACCUAUUGCUAACACCAGGCCUUUCAGAAUUGAUAGCUGGCUGUUUUUUUUUUAAGGUUUUCAAAUACCUCAGUAGGUGAGCUGAGCCAAUGAGCUUGUCCUGGGUGGUGAGCAUACGCCAGGCCCACAGAGAAGGCUGGAGGAGGCAGGCUGUAGAAGGAAGGGAAUCUGAGCUCCUGCAUGAUGAGUCACUUGAUCUCUCUGGGCCCAAUUUCCUUUUCUGUGAAAUAGACUGGGGAGGAAUUAGGCAAGGUGAUCUCCAAGGUCCCUGCCAGCUCUAGUGUCUAGCUCAAGAUGUAUGCCACUACAGCCACAUGCUUGGCCAGUGGCAGACAUCAUUAAUUGACCACAGCACUGAAGUUCUUUGAACCUGAUUGUGCUAUGAGAAUCUUCCUCACAGAGCUCUGGGCAGACAUUACUAACUGAUCAGAAUUUAACCUAUAUGACAUCUUGGUCUAAUCGUCUUAAAGGUUAUGGUGGCUGGGUUUCAUGCUGGCCCAUUCCUGUCAAUCAUGUCCUGACCUAUGAGAGAAAAUUCCCCUGAAGCCAUCACUUGGCUCAGGACUCCCAAUAUUACUGUGACACAUAACUUGGGGUGGGGGGUGUGGAGACUGGACUGUUUUGGGGAGGCAGGGCUUAUGAGGAUGGACUAAAUAAAGGGACUUCCCGCAGCACAGACCUGAACAUCCUAAAUUCCUUUUAUAGCUACUCACUGCCUAGCACACAGUAGGCACAGAAUAAAUGGCUAUGGAAUGGAAUUUAAAGCCGUCUGCUGCCUCCUGUGUCCUCUUUUGCACCAAGGAGGGCCUUGAGAUUUCACCCUGUGGUAGCCAGUAGGACCAGGCCAUCUCUAAGCCCUUCCGAUGGGCUUCUCCCGCCAUUGCACUAGGCCAGAGGGUCUAGCAUGGGCAGGUGGUACUUGAGGGUAAAGAAAUGCAGAUUUCGUGAAGAACAAGCCCCUCCCCUCUGCCAGGCCAGCUGAUGCUGUCCUUUCACGUCAGCUGAACACGGGGCUCUUGAAGUGACUGAAACUUGGCCCUUGAGCAGAGCAGAGAUCUGAGCGUGGCAGGGGGGCGCCAUGUGCCUGAGGUCAGAGCUGGGGGCCGCUGAUGGGAGAGGAAGCCUGCCAAGGACACCCAGCAGUUUCUGCUCACCGUCCUCUCCAUAAGAGGCCACAGGUUCUAAAGCUGACGGGCCCUGCAGGCCUCCUGAAUCCAGAAGACUCAUUGGGUGCUGCGCAUCACCAAGGAGACUCAAGGUCUCUUCAGAAGAACUAGUCCACCUCGGGCUCUUUCCCACCAACUUAAGGAGUCGCCCAGAGGGAGCAGCUGCCAUUGGCAACCAUCUCGUUGUAGCUCUGUCCUAGUGUUUGCUCUCGAUGAUGUUUACAUGUGAUUGCCAUACAGCUUCCUGUAGACUGUGUCAGUAGCCGCCCACGCCGGGCAGGUUGUACUGUCCAUCUCUGUGCCGUGCUGAUGUUUUCCAAAAAUAUCCGAUCCAACCGCUAAGUGGAAUUCUUCCAUCUCCUUCCUCAGUCGGUACAAGGCUGAAUCAGAGUCCUCGCUCUCGGGGGCUCUGGUUACCGAAGGAAAAUGCAUCAAAGAGGUAAAGAAUAUGAGUGGAUGGAGUGUAGCUAAGGCCCCCACCCCCUGGCCCCUUCACACCUUGUCCCCCUAAUCAGAAAACUGCUUGGAGUCUAAAAGCACCAUUUGGGUGUCUGCAUCUACCGUGAGAUCUGGCAGCGUUGCCUGUGGGACACGCUCAGGAGAGAGGCAGGGCUCCAGGGGCGGGAGGAGGAAGGGAGGAAUGCUCUGAGCUCAAUGAUGCAAUACCCACGUCCUGAUGUGGGAAGAGAUGAUGCAAUAAGAAGCUUCCAUCGCUCACAGCCUAUGCGCCUAGAUCAGCGGUUCUCAACCUGUGGGUUGCGACCCUUUUGGUGGUCAA